CCCACAAGCACUUGCACGUCCAUCCGCUGAGGCUCACCCCGCAAAGCGCGAGGUAUCCGAGUCCUCGUUCUGAUUCUCGUUAAGCGGGGCUCGUCCGACCGCGCCAGACGCGCGCGCGUGGAGCAAGCUAUCUUACAAGCACCUAGCUGCUACAAGUCAGCCGCACAGCGUCUCCCCCGCCUGUCUUAGCGCGGCGUGCAGAGGUAUGACUGACGCGCACGUCGUUGCCGUCAGGAUGCAGGCGCCCGAGCAGCCGCCGUCGCCUAUCGGCAGAAACAGCAGCCAAAUCCCUGUUGGGGAUCAUAACGACCUGGCCAUCGCUGUGACUGCGGCGGGCGGCGACGACUCGCACCUGGUGGACGUGGUUUGGAAGAACCUCACUGUGACCAGCCGCAGGGCUAAGCGCCCGCUGCUGAACGAUGUCACUGGAGCCAUUACGGACGGAUUCUAUGCCAUCAUGGGCCCCUCUGGCUCUGGCAAGUCCACUCUGUUGAACACGCUUGCAUGCCGCCUGGAUCGCGGCGUCACCGUGGAGGGCGAACUGAAGCUGAACGGGCAGGACUACAGCAACGCCGAGCUGAAGAAGCUGUCGGGCUACGUGAUGCAGGACGACCUGCUGAACGCGCACCUGACUGUGGAGGAGACGCUGCGCUACACCGCGGAGCUGCGCAUGCCCCGCACCACCACACCUGAGGAGCGCCAGGAGCGCGUCGAGACGGUCAUGACUAAUGUGGGGCUGAUCCACGUGCGUGACGUGAUUGUGGGCAGCCCCAUGAAGAAGGGCAUCAGCGGCGGAGAGCGCAAGCGCCUGUGUGUGGCCAUGGAGCUGCUGACCAAGCCCAAGCUGCUGUUCCUGGACGAGCCCACCAGCGGCCUGGACAGCGUCACAGCGCUGUCGCUGUGCCGCCUGCUGCGCCGCCUCGCCAUGAGCCGCCUUUGCACCGUCGUCACCACCAUCCACCAGCCCCAGGCCAAGAUCUUCGCGCUGUUUGACCAGCUGCUGCUGCUCAACCGCGGCUCGAUCGUGUACCAGGGCCCGGCGCAUGACGCCCUGGACUUUUUCGACCGCUCCGGAUUUCCCUGCCCCCUGCACGAGAACCCGGCAGACCACUUCCUGGACGUCAUUACGCCCAAUCACAACGAUUCGGUGGAGUCCCUGGUGGCCAAGGAGGAGAACCUCAAGAAGCACUACCAGCCGCCGCCGGUGCAGCACCUGCUGGACAACCCCCGGCCCCUGGUCCUUCCUCGCGACGCCACGCCGUGGCAUAAGCAGUUCCACGUGCUGCUGCGCCGCUCGGUGAAGGAGGUGUGGCGCAAGCGCAGCACCACCCUGGUGCUGCUGCUGCAGACUGUCAUCAUGGCGGUGCUCAUCGGCACGGUGUUCCUGCAGAUCGGCACGGACCAGAAGUCGGUGGUGCGCCGCCAGCCUGUGCUGUUCUUCUGCGUCAUCAACCAGGGUAUGUUCGGCGCGCUGAUCGUGAUUAACAGUUUCCCCUCGGAGCGCAUGCUGGCUCUGCGUGAGCGCGCGGCCGGCACCUACCACGUCAGCGCCUACUUCCUGGCCAAGAUAACCGCCGAGACCAUCUCGCAGCUGCCCGCGCCCAUCAUCUUCGCCUGCAUCGUGUACUGGCUGGUGGGGCUGCAGGCGGUCGCGACAAAGUUCUUCAUCUUCAUGGGCUUCAUGAUUCUGUGCAGCACCGCCGCCACUUCUCUGGCUCUGGCGGUGUCCGCCAUCGCGCGCACCACCGACAUGUCCGUCACCAUCCUGCCCAUGGCGCUGGAGAUCUGCCGCCUGUUCGGAGGCUUCUUCCUCAGCCCCGCCAACCUGCCCCAGUACUUCUCGUGGCUGGACGCUCUGUCGUACGUCAAGUACACGUACGUGGGCAUCUCCCUCAACGAGCUGGACGGUCUGGUGCUGCACUGCAAGCCCGACCAGCUCAACGCGCAGGGCAAGUGCCCCACCACCAGUGGCCAGCAGACCAUCGACAGUCUGGGCCUGGACUAUCUGAACAUGGGCCAGUGCGCCGGCAUUCUGGUGGCCUACAUCUUCAUCUGCCGCUUCAUCGCCUACCUGGGCGUGCGCUUCCUCAAGCACUAGACAGACGCGUGUGUGCACCACGUGCGCGCAUGCGGGAUAUGCUGCUGGCUGCCGGCGCUGUGCCUACCAGCAGGCAGCAACCCAGAGGCUCGAGUUGUCCGUUGAUUGAAUGCGUCGUCUUCUAGCUCCCUUUGACUGAACUCGUCUUCAAUGCUGCGCAGCGAGUACAUGUAGUUAUCCGCAGCGCGAGCAGGGGGGACUCCCUGUCCUGAUGUUGAGCCUGUAGAAAACCGCAUCUACUUGUAUACUGUCCUGCGAGCAAUGAGCCCGCCGCCUUGCUCUCCUGUCUUGCAAACUGUAGUCACAGCCUCACAGGCCAGGGCACACUUCGCAUCCAUCGCGUCACACUGUUUCGUUAUGGCUAUUUUAGCUGAGGGUAUUAUUUUCAAGUGAGAGGGCCGAGUCUGUCUUCCUAAAGUGGAGGGGAGGGCAGAUGCAGUGCAGGGGUGGAGGAGAGAGCGCUGAUACUCUGUUUGCGAGAGGCGCGUGUUGCACGUGAGUGGAAUCUGAGUGACUUACAAUGCCCAUGAUUACUGUACAUCGUGCCGCUGGAGCUGACGGCAGGGGUUCUGAAGCACUACUGACAGGGGUUGCACAUCCUGCACUGCCGUCUCUGGCAUGGCAUGUUGACAAUCAGAAGCUUACAGUAAUUGCAAUCGGGUGGGGCGUGACGCAUGGUAGCAGCAAGCUUGAUUACGUACGGACAGGCAGGAUUAGGUAGGAUUAGGUAGGAAUGCGCGAGAGAUUCGGAUGCCCUUGCGGACUGUGACAGUCCGCUGGCGAGGGUGGGCUGUAGAUACUUAGUUGAGAUGCGCCUUACUGCUGAGGGGCCGAGACUUGCUGUGGCAUGCGUGCGCCCCUGCUGGAUUGCGGAAGCUGCUGAGGACGUCAACCUGUCAGAUGGCAUGUGCUGGGCUACACACACAUACGCACACAUGGCCAUGAUACAACGCUGUAACAGGGUCUGACU
Molecule: messenger RNA, 3068 nt
Organism: Chlamydomonas reinhardtii
Lineage: Eukaryota; Viridiplantae; Chlorophyta; Chlorophyceae; Chlamydomonadales; Chlamydomonadaceae
Exons: 16
Coding region: 206-2098 (630 amino acids)
Cellular component (GO): membrane
Molecular function (GO): ATP hydrolysis activity; ATP binding; ABC-type transporter activity
Source: RefSeq, a predicted model, not a curated record